CGUGUGAGUAAGUGAGUGAGUGUAUGACUCGACCGUAUCACAGCAUGGCUCAGUUCCAGGAGCUCGGAGAUAAACUCCUCUUCUGCCGAGGAUACGUCUUUCCUGAAAGCCAAAAGGAAUUUCUCACGCCAGAGUACAUGGACAGUCUGUGGUCGUUCCAGAUCAGAGACGACGACGUGUAUGUCGUUACCUUUCCUAAAUCCGGUACAGUUUGGACUCAGCGCAUUAUAACGCUGCUGUACGAGGACGAGCUUCCCGAGUUCGUGGAUCAGACUACAUUUGACUGCAUGCCGUGGCUGGAGUUUCCCCAGAAGGACCAGGACUAUAGUAAUCGCCGCUCCCCCCGACUCUUCUGCUCUCACCUCCACGAGCACCUGGUGCCCCAUGGGCUGCAGGACAAAGGGAAGAUCAUCUACGUGUCCAGGAACCCCAAAGACAUCAUGGUGUCCUACUUCCAUUUCACUCACUUCAUGAAGAUUUUAAAGAGUUCAGAGACGUACAGCGAGGUGAUGGAGAAAUUCAUCAGUGGGCACAUGAUCGGCGGCUGCUGGUUUGAUCAUGUCAAAGGCUGGUACACCAACAAGGACAAAUACAACAUCCUGUUUCUCAGCUAUGAGGAGAUGAUCAGGGACCUGAGAGGUGCCGUGGUGCGGAUUUGUGAGUUUUUGGGGAAGAAUCUGUCGGAUGACGUCAUAGACAGCGUGGUGGAGAAAACGAGAUUCAACAACAUGAAGAAAGACCCGAAAGCCAACUACGGAUCUUUACCUGACGAAAUGGUGAAUUCGGAGAAAGGCGCUUUCCUCCGCAAGGGAACAGUGGGUGACUGGAAGAACUCUCUGACUGUGGCACAAAAUGAAUACUUCGACCGUGUUUAUCAGGAACGAAUGAAAGAUUUGCCGCUGAACUUUGAGUGGGACUGAGCUACACGCAUAAAACAGACACACACACACACACACACACACACACACACACACACACACACACACACACAGUAAUCUUGAUUGAUUUUCUAAUUCCUGCUGGAAGUUUAAAAAAAAUAUAUUGUUGAAAAUGAUAAUGUGAACUUUCCUUCAUGUUUAGAUCAACAGAACAAGCGACAGUUUAAUGUACAGUGAUGAAGUUGUGUAAUGUACUCAUAAACAAACACAGAAACCAAACACAUAACAACAACAACAACAAUGCUACUACCACUAUCACUAUCACUACUACUACUACUACUACUACUACUAAUAAUAAUAAUAAUAAUAAUAAUAAUAAUCUGAGCUCUGUCUCACAAAAAUCAUUUUGCCUCAUUAAGAUCGGAAUCAGCAGUAAACGUGUCUUUACUCUGUAACCACAUACAGGUUAUUGUACAUACUCAAUAUACAUUAUAAGUCCAAAAGUAUGUGCACCCCUGACCAUCACAGCCAUAUGUGGAGUAUGAAGCACACAAAAUCCAACCAGAACCCAAAAAGAAUUCUGAAUUCACAGCACUACAAGUGGCAAUUCAGAACAUUUUACAUGAAUGAUGAACACACAGAAUGUACAGUAAACUGGAAAAGCAAAAAGUUCAUUUAAACUGAAAUAAAAUUGUCCUCUGAGUAUGGUCAUACAA
Messenger RNA from Ictalurus punctatus (channel catfish), 1594 nucleotides. Its product is annotated as amine sulfotransferase. The record is from RefSeq and is a predicted model, not a curated record. NCBI's taxonomy places the organism in Eukaryota, Metazoa, Chordata, Actinopteri, Siluriformes, Ictaluridae. Gene Ontology annotation, molecular function: sulfotransferase activity. The transcript has 6 exons. Gene Ontology annotation, cellular component: cytoplasm. Bases 24 to 920 code for a protein of 298 amino acids. Gene Ontology annotation, biological process: sulfation.